AUGAAUUGUUGCACAAAGAAGCCAAUCAUCGACAGGAAAAGUGAAACCUUGAGUCACAUUUGCCCAUCGAAGCUAAGCAAGCGCGAGCUACAAGAUCUGUACUACACAUUACUUCAGAACAAUCUAGAACUGAAGAAGAAAGGGAAUCAACAAUCUGAGAGGAUAAAGAUAUUAUCAACGAAGCUACAGCGGAUGAUCGCCACACAGAGAACCUAUGUGGGGAAAGACAUCAAAGACUGCUGUGCUUCUACCAAACGUAUUGUCGAAGCACAAAGGGAAUCCAUAGCAGAAUUGAAAAAACACAAUGACCAGUUAAGAGAGCACAUCAAACAGCUUACUAUGAAACUGUGUUCUACAAAGCAGUUCUUACAAGGAAAAGCUCCUAAUCCACUCCAAUCAGCAUCUCGUAUCAGUAAUCUGGCUCGCUCUGCACCCACCUCUGCCUCCGGAGAAGGUGCUACUGUGAAUUCUGCACCAGCUAGGCAAAUAACCACAUCUGCUCCGCCAAUUAAGAAAUGUGGGAGUUUUCUAAAGUGUCAAAAGCGCAAUUGUAAUAAAGAUAUUCAUGUCAAACAGGAGAGUGAUAUUAAGGAAGAAAUUCAAAAGGAAACUGACGAUAAGGUCUCAGAAAAAGAUAUAAAAGAAGUUAAGAAAGAUGAAAAAGACUUGAAAGAAGUUCAAAGGAACUUAAAAAAGGAUUCCAAAGAACUUAAAAAGUUUUCUAUUACCAGUCCACGUGGUACUCAUAAUGAAUUUAACUGUUAUAGUCAUCGAAACAAGAUUAUAAAAAUGAACAUCAUUGGCUUACACGAGUCCUCUGCUGAACAUAAGCCUUCUCCUGAGCACGCCAUCACUCGCGGUCCUGUGCCGUCCGCAUCCAGCCGCUGCCAGCCACCUUCUAAAGGUUGUCCGUCUAUUUGGCAUAAGGCGUACUACAGUACAGCCGCCACUCUAGUAAAAGUCUGCUCCGUCCUACAGCCUACAGCUAAGAUAGUCGUUGGGUGGUGUUGUAGGAACGCCAAUAUCGAAUGUGUUUACGACUACUAG
This is a messenger RNA of Hyposmocoma kahamanoa, 1047 nucleotides long. RefSeq lists its product as uncharacterized. Lineage: Eukaryota; Metazoa; Arthropoda; Insecta; Lepidoptera; Cosmopterigidae. The record is from RefSeq and is a predicted model, not a curated record. The transcript is spliced from 5 exons. The coding region runs from base 1 to 1047 and encodes 348 amino acids.